Lasiodiplodia theobromae is the source of this 1365-nucleotide messenger RNA. Its product is annotated as AAR2 family protein. Bases 1 to 1365 code for a protein of 454 amino acids. The transcript has a single exon. Gene Ontology annotation, biological process: spliceosomal tri-snRNP complex assembly. Lineage: Eukaryota; Fungi; Ascomycota; Dothideomycetes; Botryosphaeriales; Botryosphaeriaceae. The record is from RefSeq and is a predicted model, not a curated record.
AUGGACGCCACACCGUGCGUCCUUCUUCUCGUUCCCGCAGGCGCGCUGGGCGGAAUCGACCUGCUCUCCUUCACCACGACGAACCGGUUCAAGGGCAUCAAGGACCUCCCCGCCGGCUGGCACUUCGUGUUCACCAGCAGCACCACGUCCCUCUCGGUCCGCCACGGCGCGUGGUUCCGCGUCCGCGAGACGUCUCCGGGCUCGCCACCGGACCUCUUCGUCAAGAAAUGGAACGCGGAGCACGAGGAGCUGGUGCCCGAGUCGGACCCGGCGGAGGUGCUGCGCUGGCGCGCCAAUCUGGGGGCCAUCUGGCGCGAGGGCCUGACGCCGUACCGGCAGAGCGCGAGCAAGGACGCGGACGACGAGGGCGACAAGGAGCAGGACUGGCGCGCGCUGACGGAUGCGAUCAGCGAGGAGCUGCUGAACAGGAUCCUCGGUGCUAGCAGCAGCAGCGGUGGGGGAGACCAGCAACACUGGGGGUUGACGAGCGCGAGUAGCGCGGCGAGAGACAUGGACGACAUCCCGGGCCUGUCAAGCGAUCGCAGCGGCGGUGACAGCGGCAGCGGCGCGGCAUGGCAGCCGGAGAAGGAGUUGGAGUUGCUGCCGAUCGAUUUGAAGAUGACUUGGGGCCAGGGAGUCACGGGCCGGGAGCGCACGGAGGCGGCGCAGGAUCGGUCGUGGGCUUUAGGGGACCUCGUCGGACGGGUGUGCGGAGGGAGGGAAGAUGAGGUGCUGGGGGAGCUGCAGUUCACCUUCUUGAUGGUGUUGACGCUGAACAACAACAGCUGCUUGGAGCAGUGGAAGAGGCUGCUGGAGCUGCUGCUGACGUGCAAGAAGGCGGUUAUACAAAGGGCGAGGUUCUACGGAAGGUUCCUGAGGCUAUUAAGGCUGCAGCUGCAGCAUUGCCAGGAUGCAGAUGCGAUGCUCUUCGAUCUGAAUGAUGAUGGUGGGUCAUUGCUGAAGGGGCUGCUGAGGAAGUUUAGGAAGGGGUUGGAUGAAUUGGAUGGCAAAGAGAAGUCGGACAUCGUGGACGAGCUGGACGAGUUGGAAGAAUUUUUGAGGGACGAGUUUGGCUGGCAGCUUGACGACUCCUUCGUGAGGAGAGGUAUAUUGGAGCUUGAGGACGGCGAGCAGGUUGAGAUGGACGUAGGGACGCGGUUCGACGAGGAUGACGAGACCGGAGAGUUCGCGCCAAUGGUUGUGGAAUUGACGGAAGAACAGGCGAGGAGUCUGGGUGGAAAUGCACAGGCGACAGAGCAGCAGGAUAAGAGGCUGGCGAAGCCUGAGUCUGGGAUCGCGGACGAGGAAGUUCAGGAAGAAUCGGAGGAUGAAGCGGAUUUGGAAGAUAUGGAUGCAAGGUAUUGA